AUAUUGUUGCUAAGAAGCUUGGAAGAAGCAACCUUGAAGUUGCAGGAAAGUUAUUAAUAAAAACUUGUUCACAUCACAGCUCAUUACUCCAUCUUCUUUCCUUCCUUCCACUGCAGUAGCACUAAUCUAUCUAUAACUUAUUCAGAUGGCCAGCACCAGCAGCACCUCUUCAGCUUUGGUGACAUCAACAAGGAGAAACUAUUUUGAUGUGUUUGUGAGCUUUAGAGGUAAAGAUACUCGCUUCAAUUUCACCGAUCAUCUUUUUGCAGCCCUCCAAAGAAACGGUAUUUCUGCAUUCAGGGAUGACACUAAACUCAACAAAGGUGAAUCCAUAGCACCUGAACUCCUUCGAGCAAUAGAAGACUCUCAGAUUUUCAUUGUGGUUUUCUCUAAGAACUAUGCUUCCUCAACUUGGUGCUUGAGAGAAUUGGAACACAUCCUUCUUCACUGCAAUCAACCAUCGAAAAAACGUGUUCUGCCUGUUUUCUAUGAUGUUGAUCCGUCAGCGGUGAGACAUCAAAAAGGAACUUAUAGCGAAGCCUUGGCUAAACAUGAAGAAAGAUUUCAACAAGACUCUCAGAAGGUGCAAAGAUGGAGGGCAGCUCUAGCACAAGUCGCAGAUCUCUCUGGUUGGGAUGUACAUCAUAAGCCACAACAUGCAGAGAUUGAAAAGAUUGUUGAAGAGGUUAUAACGAUAUUAGGUAGAAAGUUUUCAAGUCUUCCAAAACAUUUAGUAGGGAUACACUCUCCUAUGCAAGAAUUAGAAAAGCAGUUACUUUUGGAUUCACUUGAUGACGUCCGCAUUUUAGGAAUUUGUGGGAUGGGUGGAAUUGGGAAGACAACUCUCGCUAAAGCUUUAUACAACAAAAUCUCUCAUCAAUUUGAUGUAUUUUGCUUUAUUGACGAUUUAAGCAAAAGUUAUAGGCAAGAUGGUCCGAUUAGUGCACAAAAACAAAUUCUACUUCAAACUGUAGGCAAUCAACAGCUUCAAACAUACAACUCUUGCAACGUAUCUAACCAGAUAGGAAGUAGGCUACAUCGUGUAAGGGCCCUUAUAACAAUUGACAAUGUUGAUCAAGUUAAGCAACUCGAGAAUUUAGAUCGUGAAUGGUUUGGUCCGGGGAGCAGGAUAAUUAUAAUUUCUAGAGACGAGCAUAUAUUAAAAGAGUAUGAAGUGGAUGUUGUUUACAAAGUUCCACUCUUGAAUCAAAAAGACUCUUUUCAAUUACUAAGUCGAAAAGCUUUCAAACUUGAUCAUAUUGUGAGUAGUUAUGAUAGGUUGGCAUUUGAGAUACUAGAUUAUACAAAUGGCUUGCCACUGGCAAUUGAUGUAUUGGGUUCAUUUUUGUUCGAUCGUAAUAUCUCUGAAUGGGAAAGUGCAUUGGCAAGAUUGAGAGAAAGGCCAAACAAAGAUAUCAUGGAUGUAUUGCGAUUAAGUUUUGAUGGGUUGGAGGAACCGGAACAAGAAAUAUUCCUUCAUAUUGCUUGUUUUUUCAAUCAUUACAAUGUGGAACAUUUUACGAAAGUCCUUAAUUGUUGUGGAUUUCAAGCUGAUAUUGGAUUGAGAGUUCUAAUUGAUAAAUCACUUAUAAGCCAUGUGGAAUAUAAUAAUUCUGUAAGGAUGCAAGGUUUGUUGGUUGAGUUGGGAAAAAAAAUAGCUCAAGAAAAAUCAAGAAAAUGGAGCAGGUUGUGGGAUAAAGAACAGUUCUACGAUGUUAAGUUGGAGAAUAUGGAAAAGAAAGUUGAAGCCAUUUGUACUGAACGUGAGAUGACGAUCAUAGCUGAAACAUUGUCAAAAAUGAGCCAUUUAAGACUUCUCAUACUGAACAGAGUUGAUUUUUUAGGAAACCUCAAUUGCCUUUCUAACGAGUUAAGAUACAUGGAAUUACAAGUUUAUCCUUUCAAGUAUUUUCCAUCAAGUUUUCAUCCUAAUCAACUUGUUGAAUUGAUCUUGAGUUAUAGCCGCAUCAAACAACUAUGGAAAGACAAGAAGUAUUUUCCCCAUUUGAGAAAUUUGGAUCUGAGCCACUCAAAAAAUCUACAAAAGAUGCCAGAUUUUAGAGAUAUUCCAAAUCUUGAGCGAUUAAGUUUUGAAGGAUGUGUAAAGUUGGUGCAGAUGGAUCCUUCUAUUGGGUUUCUAAAAAAGCUUGUUUUCUUGAAUUUGAAAGAUUGCAAAAAUCUAGCAAGCAUACCAAACAACAUAUUUAGCCUCAACUCUCUAAAUUGUGUAAAUCUUUCGGGGUGUCACAAAGUUUUUAAGAAUCAUAGGAAUUUGAAUAUAACUGCUGACACGUCAAAUUCCCAAUCAACUACCUCCUCCAUCUUGAAAUGGAAAGCAUUUCGUUACCAUUCCUUGAACUCUCAUGCACACAAAGAUUUAGCUAGUUGUUUGUUGCCUUUCUUGGUUAGCUUCUCUAGAUUGGUUGAACUUGAUGUUAGUUUUUGUGGUCUAAGCCAACUCCCUGAUGCAAUUGGAUGUUUACGUUGGCUACAAGAAUUAAAUUUAGGAGGAAACAAUUUUGUAACAUUGCCUAGUCUGAAGGAGCUUUGCAGACUUGCAUUUUUAAACUUGGAGCAUUGCAAGCUCUUGGAAUCUUUGCCUCAACUUCCUUUUCCUACUGCUAUUGAUCGGGGCCUUAGAAAGAACAAUUAUGAGAAUAAAAAAGGAUUGGUCAUUUUCAAUUGUCCUAAAUUGAGUGUAACGGAACUUGGAUGUACCGUCAUAUUUUCGUGGAUGAUACAGUUUAUUCAGGCAAACCAAGUAUUCUCUUCAAUCUAUGAUAUGAAUUGUUUUGUAGUCCCAGGAAGUGAAAUACCAAGUUGGUGCAAUAAUCAGAGUGAGGGUGAUUCAGUAAAAAUAGAUCUAUCUCCCAUUAUGCCAGGCAAUAACAAUAAUAUUACUGGCAUUGCUUUUUGUGCAAUAUUUUUUGUUGCACCUGUUGACCCAACUAUGACAACAUGUGUACAAAGACUUAAAAUAGAAAUGUAUAUUAGUGAUGGUCUAACUCAAAUGGCAUGGUUUAACAAAGCUCCAGUAGUUCUUGAAAGAGAUCUUAUUGAGAUCGAAUCAGAUCACAUGUGCCUAAUUUACUUCCCUCUGGAAACAAUUCUUCAUUGUCUGAAGAGUGUGGACGAAACUCUCAGUCAUCUUGAUCAAUUUAAGUUGUGGCUUAAAAUUGAUUAUGGUAAAGGCCGAUGUGAGGAUUUGAAUUGUAAGGUUUUGAAGUGCGGGUAUCAUUGGGUAAAUAAACAACACCAAGAGUCUCUGUCGAAACUCCAUAGCUGGGAGCUGCAAGUUUUUGGCAAUUGAAGGUGAUUAUAUUAAACCAUAAUGAAACAAAUUUGUAACAAUUGUAACUUAAUGAAUAGUGAAUGCACUAUUUCUAGAGCUACUAAUCUGGUCAAGGGAUCAAAUGAUAGAAUUACUCAUUCUGUAAGGUGUCUGGAGACCCAGAUUCUAGAAUUCAUUCCAUUAUUUUCUUGUUAGAAACA
Messenger RNA from Vicia villosa (hairy vetch), 3492 nucleotides. RefSeq names its product disease resistance protein RUN1-like. NCBI's taxonomy places the organism in Eukaryota, Viridiplantae, Streptophyta, Magnoliopsida, Fabales, Fabaceae. The record is from RefSeq and is a predicted model, not a curated record. Gene Ontology annotation, biological process: signal transduction; defense response. Gene Ontology annotation, molecular function: ADP binding; protein binding. The transcript is spliced from 4 exons. Bases 146 to 3310 code for a protein of 1054 amino acids.